AUGGCUAUAAGAAGCUCGACCGUCUUUUUCCUAGUACUAUUAUCAUCAUCGAUUAAUGCAUUUUAUCUACCAGGUUUGGCACCAAAUGUAUUCUGUCGAAAUCCUAUACCAGAUUCAAAAUGCAAAACAAAAGUUGAAGUAUUUGUCAAUCGUCUUGAUUCAGUUGAAUCUGUAUUACCUUAUGAAUAUCCAUAUUUUGAUUUUUGUUCUGUUACUGAUGAACCAUCACCGGUAGAAAAUCUUGGUCAAGUUUUAUUUGGUGAACGAAUUCGUCCAUCACCUUAUAAAUUUGAUUUUCUCAAAAAUGACGAUUGUCAUUUUGUAUGUCGAAAGAAAUAUGAAGCAGGUGAUGCUCAAAAACAAAAAUUGCUUAAACGUUUAAUGAAAGGAAUGGUUUUAAACUAUCAACAACAUUGGAUUAUUGACAAUAUGCCUGUAACAUUAUGUUAUAAAAAUACGGAAAAUCAAGAAUUUUGUGCACGUGGUUUUCCUAUUGGUUGUUAUGUUACAAAAAGUGGUCAAUCAAAAGAAACAUGUAAUAUUCGUGAUGGAAAAAAUGAUACAUUUUAUGUAUUUAAUCAUUUGGAUUUUGAAAUAAUUUAUCAUAGUGGACAAGAUGAAACAUGGGGAACUGCAUUUGGUGAAAAUGGUGGUCGUAUUAUUGCAGCAAAAGUACAAGUUAAUAGUUUAAAUUCAGAUAAAUGUGAACGUGGUAGUGAACCACUUAUGUUUCAAUCAACAGCAAAAGAUGUUGAAAUAUCAUUUACAUAUAGUGUUAAAUUUGUAAAAAAUAAUGAUAUACGUUGGGCUAGUCGAUGGGAUUAUAUAUUGAAAUCAUUACCACAAACACGUAUACAAUGGUUUUCAAUUUUAAAUUCAUUAGUUAUUGUUUUAUUUCUUUCUGGUAUGGUUGCUAUGAUUUUAUUACGUACAUUACAUAAAGAUAUUGCUCGAUAUAAUCAAAUGGUUGAUGCAGAUGAUGCACAAGAAGAAUUCGGUUGGAAAUUGUAA
Messenger RNA from Rotaria sp. Silwood2, 1011 nucleotides. The record is from the annotation of a GenBank genome assembly. Lineage: Eukaryota; Metazoa; Rotifera; Eurotatoria; Philodinida; Philodinidae.